AUGGCCACUGUGGGCUGCAAGCCACAUGACCUGGGUCACGUGAUGAAGUGGAUUGGGUCUGCAAAACGGAAAAAAGCAAGUCACAACAUUCGCAAACGGGAUAUGAGGGAACCAGCGAAUAGCAGGGCUGAGGGAGCUAGAAUUAGGGCUUCAUUAUACACGGUUGGGAUCCUUGUCCUUAUCAUCAAAUUUCUCAGAUUGUCCCCCAACAGCUCUCAGUGGAUCUGGAAUGUAUUUAGCGAAUGUGCAAAUGAAGGGCGAGAUGUGGCCAGCUGGUUUUUAGGACUGGGUUCCCAUCCCUUUCUCUAUAGCUGCUUCCUUCCCCUAUACCCGGACCAGUCGGUGAGGAGGAGGCAGCCCACAUAUGAACAUUGUAUAUCCCAUUUUCUCACGGUCAUCCGGUCAUACAUUUCAAAGAAAGACUUUGAUCUCUGUGUUAUCCUUUAUUCAAGGAUUCAAAGAGCUUUACAGAACACAAGUAUGGAUGGAGUAAAAAGUAAUUGGCGGUUGGGAUCCUUGUCCUUAUCAUCAAAUUUCUCAGAUUGUCCCCCCAACAGCUCUCAGUGGAUCUGGAAUGUAUUAGCGAAAUGUGCAAAUGAAGGGCGAGAUUGUUUUUAUAUAUGUAAUAAAAAAGUUUUAUAUUUGAUAUCCACUCACUCCCUUAUCUCUCCUCUCAGACAGUACUAUAGGUUUUGUAAGACUGGAAAUAUGGACGAGGCAAUUUCAUUCUGGUUCCUGAUGGGAUUGCUGGCUGGAGAUUCUUGUAACUUACUGGGAGCCUUCCUAUCGCACCAACUUCCCUUACAGGUACAGCUCCCCACAACGCCUAGUCUGCAGUGUGACAAGUUAGCAGGCAUUUGUCCAUUUACCACUCAAGACAUAAUCAGAUUUGUAAUCGGUUCCAUUUCGUCGGUGAUGUUUCUAUGUUCCAGGGUUCCUCAAAUCAUAACCAAUUUCAAGAGAAGAUCAACAGAAGGCCUGGCGCUGUCACUGUUUUGCCUCGUUGUUCUCGGUAACCUAAUGUACGGGCUCGGCAUUCUCCUGAAGAAACCAGACAACGGGCAGUCGGAGAGCAAUUAUUUGUUGCAUCACCUGCCCUGGCUCGUCAGCAGUCUGGGUGUGAUGAAUCUGGAUGUUAUUAUCAUUUUUCAGUUUAUUGUCUACCAUAAGAAAAGUUUAGACUCUUUGGACGAGACUACACCGAUUCUUGGUCUACAGAGGAGCCCCAUCUAUACCUGAAAGUUAUUUUAUUAAUAAAAAAGGGACCUAAAUAUGGACACGGGCCAAGUUGCACCCAGCCACAGCAUUACACAGAUAACCCUACACCCUCUCCUCUAUCUUAUUCAGCUCUCAGCUGCAGCACAUUUUUUAAAAAUAAUUUUUGUUUUAUAUAAAGCCAGAGAUGCUAUAUUUUGUAUCCCCAUCACUGUGAGAUCAACACAUUUUACCCAGAAAAUCACUGUAUAUUGUAAGCUAUUUUAUAUACUUUAUAAAAAAAUUUAUUUGGUGUGGGGGUGUAGGUUGUUUUUAUUUUUUAAAUAUAUGCAAAUACUUAAUAUUAGAUAUUGAAACAAAUACAUGGCCUUUACCUGGAUCAAAUAAAGGGAUAAAAAUAUUAUAUAUGUUUACAUAUUCUAUUGUAGCAGAAUUACAAAAGCACAUACUGUAGCGGUCAGUCUGCACCAGACUUAUCAUAGAUUUGCACAACAUAUAUGUAGAAGGGACGCUGCUUACUUUAAAACAUAUGGUGUUUUAUAGAACCACAAAUCAGAUGAACAGAUUACAAUAUUGCUGGGGCUGCUGUUCUAUGUGUUACACCACGUGGACCAGGUGUUUUUGUUUAUUUUAAGGAAUUGAACUGCAUUAAACCUGAAAGAACAUUG
This is a messenger RNA of Bombina bombina (fire-bellied toad), 1883 nucleotides long. Its product is annotated as lysosomal amino acid transporter 1 homolog. The transcript has 8 exons. The record is from RefSeq and is a predicted model, not a curated record. Bases 1 to 1239 code for a protein of 412 amino acids. Lineage: Eukaryota; Metazoa; Chordata; Amphibia; Anura; Bombinatoridae.